This is a messenger RNA of Ctenocephalides felis (cat flea), 1006 nucleotides long. Its product is annotated as la-related protein 7-like. Bases 7 to 876 code for a protein of 289 amino acids. Lineage: Eukaryota; Metazoa; Arthropoda; Insecta; Siphonaptera; Pulicidae. Gene Ontology annotation, molecular function: mRNA binding. Gene Ontology annotation, cellular component: nucleus. The transcript is spliced from 3 exons. Gene Ontology annotation, biological process: RNA processing. The record is from RefSeq and is a predicted model, not a curated record.
UUAAAAAUGGAGAGUGAAAAUAAAGUGGAAAAGGCGGUUCCUUCUAAUGAAAGCCAGAAAAAGAUUCGUCAUAGAAAGAAACAGCUUUAUCACUCUAUAUUGAAACAAAUGGAGUUUUAUUUUGGAGAUGCCAAUUUAUCUAAAGACAGGUUUCUUGGAGCUUUGAUAAAAGAAGAUCCUUAUAUCCCUUUGACUACGUUCUUGAAAUUCAAUAAAAUUAAAUCGCUUACUGAUAACAUUGAAGACAUUGCUAAAUCGGUUUCAAAUUCAGAAAUAUUAAAAUUGUCUGAAGACGAAAAAAAGAUAUGUCGUAUAACUCCUAUCAAGGAAAGGACAAAUCUUGAUGAAUGCACUGUAUAUGUGGAAUGCCUGCCACCAAACAUUGACCAUGAUUGGCUUCGUAAUAUAUUUGUGACAUUUGGUCCAGUGUCUUAUAUAUCAGUACCUAGAUUCAAACACAAUAAAAAAAUCAAAGGAUUUGCAUUCGUUGAGUUUGAAGAUCCUGCAUCUGCAACCAAAUGUUUAGAAGCAUUUGAAGAGGCAGGUGCUAAAUUGCUUCCAAUGAUGAAUCCAGAUGAUUUAUGUAGUAUCACUUCAUUUGAGGACCCUAAUCAACCGAAAGUUGAUGAUAAAGAAAAUGAUAAGGCUAAAGAAAAUGAACAAGAAAAAUGUGAAACCAAAAUGGAGGAAGACUCAAAGACUGAUACUAAGUUAAAAACACAAAAGCGCAAAGCCAUGGAAUCUGAUUCAAGUUGUGAUGAACAAGUACAGAAAAAGAAAAGUAAAGUGAAAUCUGAGACUGAUGCCAGUAAAGAAACACUGAAAAGAAAACAGAUCAAGAAUCUUCCUCUACGAAUACAGAAAAAAAACCUGUAGAUAAACCUAUUUUAACAGACAACACAUCUGGUGUUGAAACUGAGGAUAAUGAGACAGAAACAUGUCCAGAAGCCAAAAAGAAAAAAAGGAAACGAAAGAAGCAAGUCAAGAAAUACAGAGAAAGUAUUGC